Molecule: messenger RNA, 918 nt
Organism: Ziziphus jujuba (common jujube)
Lineage: Eukaryota; Viridiplantae; Streptophyta; Magnoliopsida; Rosales; Rhamnaceae
Product: large ribosomal subunit protein uL13w
Exons: 4
Coding region: 97-717 (206 amino acids)
Biological process (GO): negative regulation of translation; translation
Cellular component (GO): cytosolic large ribosomal subunit; ribosome
Molecular function (GO): mRNA binding; structural constituent of ribosome
Source: RefSeq, a predicted model, not a curated record
AUGGUCAGUCGCUAACAGAGAAACACAGUUGGGGAGCGAAACCAGAGGGAGAGGGAGAGGGAGAGAGAGAGAGAGUGAGAGUGAGAGAAGGCGAAAAUGGUGUCAGGAUCGGGCAUCUGCGCCAAGAGGGUAGUGGUGGACGCAAGGCACCACAUGCUGGGUCGGCUGGCGUCAAUCGUAGCGAAGGAGUUGCUGAAUGGACAAAAGGUGGUGGUCGUACGAUCCGAAGAGAUUUGCAUAUCAGGCGGCCUUGUCAGGCAGAAGAUGAAAUACAUGAGGUUCCUCAGGAAGCGCAUGAACACGAAGCCUUCUCACGGCCCAAUCCACUUCCGCGCUCCCGCCAAGAUCUUCUGGCGCACUGUUCGUGGAAUGAUUCCGCACAAGACUAAGCGUGGAGCAGCUGCACUUGCUCGCUUGAAGGCUUACGAGGGUAUUCCUCCUCCGUAUGAUAAGGUGAAGAGGAUGGUCAUCCCUGAUGCUCUCAAGGUGUUGAGGCUUCAGAAGGGGCACAAGUACUGCUUGUUGGGUCGGCUUUCAUCGGAGGUUGGAUGGAACCAUUACGACACCAUCAGGGAACUUGAAAAGAAGAGAAAAGAGAGGUCUCAGGUAGCAUAUGAGAGGAAGAAGCAACUAAAUAAACUUAGGGUGAAAGCUGAGAAGGUUGCAGAGGAGAAACUUGGCACCCAGCUUGAUGUUCUUGCCCCAGUUAAGUACUGAUUUUAGAGACUAUGUAAUAGUUUCUCACAGUUUUGUUGAGGAUUAUGAUGUCUUAGUGAGUGAACCAGGUUUUCAUUUUGUUAAAGAAUUUGGGUCGCUUAAUAUUUUCAAAAUUCCGAAUGGCCAUCUCAUCUUUAUCGGUUUGAGUGUAGAACUAGUCUUUCUUACAUUAGUUGAAUAUACUUCAUCAACGUUUCUCAA